Molecule: messenger RNA, 6087 nt
Organism: Oncorhynchus masou masou (cherry salmon)
Lineage: Eukaryota; Metazoa; Chordata; Actinopteri; Salmoniformes; Salmonidae
Gene: abcc5
Product: ATP-binding cassette, sub-family C (CFTR/MRP), member 5
Exons: 30
Coding region: 218-4456 (1412 amino acids)
Biological process (GO): transmembrane transport
Cellular component (GO): membrane
Molecular function (GO): ATP binding; ATP hydrolysis activity; ABC-type transporter activity
Source: RefSeq, a predicted model, not a curated record
CACAGCGACUGCAUCAAAGAGCAGCUUUAUAAAUAAAUUGUUAUUCUGUGGCCACUGAUCGGGUUCUGCUGGCUGACAACGAGACGCAGGCAGCCUAGAAGGCUCAUGGAUAGGAUGGGAUCAUCGUUCCUGUCCUUAAUUGGAAAAUACCCUAUUUGAUGUUGAAAACAAAGCACAGAGUGGAAACACCAGUCAGCUCCUAUGUUGGUGAAAGAAGAUGAAAGAGCAUGAUUUGGGAAAGGACUACCUGGUACCUGGGCCUGUGUACCGGGCCGUGCCGAGCAGAGACACUACUUUACCAGGCACAGAGGUCACCCCAUACCAGCUGGAGCUCGCCAAGAUCCAGGAUGCUUUGGAGACGGCAGCAAGGGCAGAGGGCGGUUUGUCCCUGGAGGGUGGCGCUCCCUACAUGAAAGAGCUGGAGGAGGAAGCAGUGCGGAGCAAAUACCUACACAGCGUCGGCGUCCUCAAACCUAUCCGCUCCACCAGCAAACACGAGCACCCAGUGGACAACGCGGGUCUCUUCUCCUUCAUGACCUUCAACUGGCUGACUCCGUUGGCCGUGCACGCCCACCGCAAAGGCCAGCUACUGCUGGAGGACGUGUGGUCCGUGUCCCAGUUUGAGAGCUGCGAGGUUAACCACCGCAGGUUGGCCGGGCUGUGGGAGGAGGAGCGCAGGGUGAAAGGGGACGAGGCCUCCCUGUGCGGUGUGGUCUGGGCCUUCUGUCGGACGCGCCUGCUUCUCUCCAUCCUCUGCCUCAUGGUCACCCAGCUAGCCGGCUUCAGUGGCCCAGCCUUUGUGGUGAAGCGGCUGUUGGAGUACACAGAGCAGGCGGAGCCCGACCUGCCCUACGGCCUGCUGCUGGUCGUGGGGCUGCUAUGCACCGAGCUGGUCCGCUCCUGGUCACUGGCGCUCACCUGGGCCCUCAACUACCGCACAGGCACCCGCCUGCGGGGAGCCAUCCUCACCAUGGCCUUCCACAAGAUCCUGCGGCUCCGCAGCAUCCGAGACAAAUCCAUGGGACAGUUGAUCAACAUGUGUUCUAAUGACGGCCAGCGGAUGUUUGAGGCGGCGGCUGUGGGUAGUCUGCUGGCAGGCGGGCCUCUUAUUGCUGUGCUGGGGAUGGGCUUCAACCUGGCUAUCCUGGGGCCCACCUCCUUACUGGGCUCUGCAGUCUUUAUCCUCUUCUACCCUGCUAUGAUGUUCAGUUCGAGGCUGACGGCCUACUUCAGGAGGAAGGGCGUGGCCGUGACGGACCGUCGGGUCCAGAAGAUGAACGAGAUACUUAACUACAUCAAAUUCAUCAAGAUGUAUGCCUGGGUCAAGGCCUUCUCCCAGGAUGUGCGCAGGAUUCGAGAGGAGGAGCGCAUCAUCCUAGAGAGGACUGGUUACUUCCAGAGCAUCACAGUGGGCGUGGCUCCCAUCGUCGUGGUGAUCGCCAGCGUUGCCACGUUCUCCACUCACAUGUUGCUGGGCUACGACCUCACCGCCGCUCAGGCAUUUACAGUGGUGACUGUUUUCAACGCCAUGACCUUUGCCUUGAAGGUCACCCCUUUCUCUGUCAAGUCCCUGUCAGAAGCAUCAGUAGCCAUGGAGAGGUUCAAGAGCCUGUUCCUGAUGGCGGAGGUGGAGAUGAUCCGGGACAAGCCCCUGAACCCCCAGGUUGCCGUGGAGAUGAUGGGCGCCAGCUUAGCUUGGGAGACGGCGGGUCACAGUGCCCAGCCCACGCCCCGCGGCACCCCUUCGGUUGGCUCCACCCAGAGGCACGGGUGCCGGAGGCCCGCCCAGGAGGACGAGGCAGGGGAGCAGGCAGGACGUCUGCUGAAGGUGGGGGAGAUCCCUCCCAUCCCCUCCGUCAGCCAGCGGCUGCAGAGGACCCUGCACUGUGUGGACCUCACCGUUCGGCAGGGGAAGCUGACUGGGAUCUGUGGAAGCGUGGGCAGUGGGAAGACCUCUCUGAUCUCUGCCAUCCUUGGACAGAUGACCCUGCUGGAGGGCAAGGUGGCGGUGAACGGGGACUUUGCCUAUGUGGCCCAGCAGGCCUGGAUCCUCAAUGCCACGCUCAGGGACAACAUCCUCUUUGGGAAAGAGUAUGAGGAGGAAAGGUUCCAGGCUGUUCUGAGUGCAUGCUGUCUGAGACCUGACCUGGCUAUCCUGCCCAACGCCGAUCUGACUGAGAUCGGAGAGCGUGGCGCCAACCUUAGUGGUGGGCAACGCCAGCGGAUCAGCCUGGCGCGUGCCCUGUACAGUGACCGAGCCAUCUACAUCCUGGACGACCCGCUCAGUGCACUGGAUGCCCACGUGGGCAACCACAUCUUCAACAAUGCCAUCAAGAAGCAGCUCCGCCACAAGACCAUCGUCUUCGUCACUCACCAGCUGCAGUACCUGGUGGACUGCGAUGAUGUCAUCUUCAUGAGGGAGGGCAGCAUCACGGAGCAGGGCAGCCACGAGGACCUGAUGCGUCUCAAUAGAGACUACGCAGCCAUGUUCAACAACCUACAGCUGGGAGAGACGCCCUUCGUGGAGGUGCCAACUAACAAGUCUGGGAACUCCUUAAAGAUACCCCCAGAGAACACAAAGUCUGGAUCUGUAAAGAAGGACAAGCCUGUUAGCAAAGACAACGGCCAGCUGAUGCAGGUGGAGGAGCGUGGGCGGGGUUCAGUUCCCUGGUCUGUGUACGGCGUCUACAUCCAGGCCUCGGGUGGAGCGCUGGCUUUCCUCCUAAUCCUGGCCCUCUUCGUCCUCAACGUGGGCAGCACGGCCUUCAGCAACUGGUGGCUCAGCUACUGGAUCAAGCAGGGCAGCGGGAAUACCACAGUGUUGGUGGGGAACAGUUCGGUGGUGAGCGAAAGCAUGAGGGACAACCCCCUGAUGCAGCACUACGCUGGAGUCUACGCCUCGUCUAUGGGUGUCAUGCUGCUGCUCAAACUUCUGCGCGGCAUCAUAUUUGUCAAGGGCACUUUGCAAGCUUCGUCCAGGCUGCACGAGGAGCUCUUCAGGAAGAUUCUCCGCAGCCCCAUGAAGUUCUUUGACACUACGCCCACUGGACGGAUCCUCAACCGCUUCUCUAAAGACAUGGACGAGGUGGACACGCGGCUGCCGUUCCAGGCGGAGAUGUUCAUUCAGAACGUCAUCCUGGUCUUCUUCUGCCUGGGCGUGAUCGGCAGCAUCUUCCCCUGGUUCCUAGUGGCUGUGGGCCCCCUGGUGCUGCUCUUCACCGUGCUCCACAUGGUGUCGCGCGUGUUCAUCCGCGAGCUCAAGCGCCUGGAUAACGUCACCCAGUCGCCCUUUAUCUCGCACAUCACUUCCAGCAUCCAGGGCCUCUCCACCAUCCACGCCUACAACAGGGGCCACGAGUUCCUGGACAGGUAUCAGGAGCUCCUGGAUCAGAACCAGGCUCCCUUCUACCUGUUCAGCUGUGCCAUGCGCUGGCUGGCCGUGCGGCUGGACGUCAUCAGUGUGGCUCUGAUCAGCAUCACCGCGCUCAUGAUCGUCCUCAUGCAUGGCCAGAUCCCUCCGGCCUACGCUGGCCUGGCCAUCUCCUAUGCCGUGCAGCUCACAGGGCUGUUCCAGUUCACAGUCAGACUAGCCUCUGAAACUGAGGCUCGCUUCACUUCUGUGGAGAGGAUUCACCACUACAUUGAGUCUCUAGCGCUGGAGGCCCCGGCCCGCAUCAAGAACAAGGCGCCCCCGCCAGACUGGCCCCAGGAGGGCGAGGUGGUGUUUGACAGGACGGAGAUGAGGUACAGAGACAACUUGCCGCUUGUUCUCAAGAAGGUGUCCUGCACCAUCCGUCCCAAGGAGAAGAUUGGCAUAGUGGGCCGGACGGGCUCAGGGAAGUCUUCUCUGGGCGUAGCUCUGUUCCGUCUGGUGGAGCCCUGUGGCGGCUCCAUCAAGAUGGACGGCAUCAACAUCUGUGACAUCGGCCUGGCCGACCUCCGCAGCAAGCUGUCCAUUAUCCCUCAGGAGCCUGUGCUGUUUAGCGGCACAGUCAGGUCAAACCUGGACCCCUUUAAACAAUACGCAGAGGAGCUGAUCUGGGACGCUCUGGAGCGGACACACAUGAAGGAGUGUGUGUCUCAGCUGCCCCUGAAGCUGGAGUCAGAGGUGGUGGAGAACGGAGAGAACUUCUCCAUGGGAGAGAGACAGCUGCUCUGUGUUGCUAGAGUCCUGCUCAGACAGUGCAAGGUCUUGAUCUUGGACGAGGCAACGGCAGCGAUGGACUCGGAGACGGAUUCUCUGAUCCAGGAGACAAUCCGCAAUGCCUUUCAGGACUGCACCACCCUGACCAUAGCCCACCGGCUGCACACCGUACUCAACUGUGACCGCAUCAUGGUGCUCAACCAGGGACAGGUGGUGGAGUUUGACGAGCCGUCCAACCUGCUGGCCAAUGAGAACUCUCGAUUCUGUUCCAUGCUGGCUGCCGUGGAGAACAAGAUCUCUGUGAAAGGCUAAAAUGGGUACAGGAGGCACAGAUGUGCCCUGGAGACGAGGAGAGGGGAGGACGCUCCCAAAGAGGUCCAGCCAUCUGACCUCUUCCUCUGCAUACCCACCCUGAGCUUACCGCUCAGCCUGUGGAGGAAUGCAGCAUCAGACCAUGGAAUUAGAAUUCUACGGUUGCAUCAGGUCCUUGGUAUAAGGCAAGGGCUGCCCUGAGGAGAUGCUUGCUCAGAAGCCAUUUCAGCUGGAAUGGUCAGGGAACCACUGAUACUGUACUGUCUUUAGUAAUAUAUAAGAAAUAAAGCUUUACAUGUAGCUAUAUUCAUAGCAUAACUGGUCUGUUUUAUAGGAUAUAUCUAUAUAUACAUAUAUUUACAGUGGUAAAAUAUGCUUUAUUUUCUACUGACUCUAUGUACAACGUAGUUGUAUAAAAUGUAUUAUUGUAUAUUCACUCGUGUUUUACCAUCAUUGCUGUCUAACUUUGCUGUUUAUUUUUUUUUGCGGCUUGAAACAUCUGUAAUCCUUUCUCUUGUGACUUGAACCCACGAGCCCUUAAAACCUGGACCCUGGCACAAGUGGUGGAUCUGUGGGGCCUAGUGGGAUAUAAGACUCUAGGAGAGAAAUGGUGCUGCUUGUCCUCAGUGUUUUCACUGGGCAAUCAAAUGGACGUGCUUAAAGGUAGAGGGUAUCACCCCUUCUUAAAGGUAGAAAUAACCCUGCAUAAAGGUAGAGGGUAUCACCCCUUCUUAAAGGUAGAAAUAACCCUGCAUAAAGGUAGAGGGUAUCACCCCUUCUUAAAGGUAGAAAUACCCUGCUUAAAGGUAGAGGGUAUCACCCCUUCUUAAAGGUAGAAAUACCCUGCUUAAAGGUAGAGGGUAUCACCCCUUCUUAAAGGUAGAAAUACCCUGCUUAAAGGUAGAGGAUAUCACCCCUUCUUAAAGGUAGAAAUACCCUGCUUAAAGGUAGAGGGUAUCACCCCUUCUUAAAGGUAGAAAUACCCUGCUUAAAGGUAGAGGGUAUCACUCCUUCUUAAAGGUGGAGGGUAUCACCCCUUCUUAAAGGCCUUGUAUGUCUGCAGCCUAGUCCCUCUCUUAACUCUCUUUCUUCUGACUUGUUAUUAUCAUGAUUCUUUUGACUGCUGUUAACUUCAGUUUGUUGUUACUGUUUGUCACAGCCCUUUUGCACUGAUGGUGAAGCUACAGGGGGUCGCCAUCUGCUAUUGGGGAGGUCCUGCGACUGUUCUACAUUUAUUAUUAUUAUUAUUAUGGUGACAUAAAAGAUGCCUGUUGAGCACAAGGUCUUUGUGAUUUGAACAAGAUUUCAUUCUCUUUGCCCUGACCCAGUGAAUCUUUUAUGUGUGUUGUCAAUCUGCUCAUUGACACUGUUUGGACCAGAACCACACAGAUUAUAACACUCCUGCACUGGGUGUAGUAGGGAACCUCUAUCCUGUCUUUGCAGUAUUGAGGUGAUGCUCAUACUUUAACUACGAAUAACCUUGGCAAGCCUUGCAGAAUGUGUGUUGUUCUGUCAUUUCUAUUACUUUUUAUAGCCUUAGCAUGACUUCAUUAUUGCCUUGUUAACAGGGUAGGAUGAAGUGGAAAGGGAUCGCUUUGAAAUAUUCUGUCAAUAAAACUAUUUUAGGUUUA